AUGCAUACUUGCGCGCGCGUCGGCGUCGGUAGUCGGAGUGUACCACGCGUGGUGCGCACGCACGGCUUGUUCGUGAGCACGUCGGGAGGCUCGGUCCAUCUGCGUACGUGCGCGCGCGAGCACAGCACAGCACAGCACGGCACGGCACGGCACACGCCUGCGCUGCGGUUCGUCGGUCGAGCGCGCGCGGUCGACCGUGCAGGGCCUCACGUGCGCGACGUGCGCGACGCGCGCAUGAGAGUGCAGAGCGCCGAGCGAGAGCGGGAGAGCGCAGAACAGAGCAGAACGGAGCAGAGCGGAGCACACGCCCGCCCGCACGCCCGCCGUGGCCGGUGGGUUGCGUCUAUCUAA
Messenger RNA from Heterobasidion irregulare TC 32-1, 351 nucleotides. RefSeq lists its product as uncharacterized. Lineage: Eukaryota; Fungi; Basidiomycota; Agaricomycetes; Russulales; Bondarzewiaceae. The record is from RefSeq and is a predicted model, not a curated record. The coding region runs from base 1 to 351 and encodes 116 amino acids. The transcript has 2 exons.